AUGGUAUCACCUCAGGCUAGCAGCCCCCGGAUUUACGAUGGAAAAUUAGCCCUUGUCACUAGUUCGGCGAGAGGCAUCGGUGCAGCGAUCGUGCACAAUCUUGCCAGCAAAGGCUGCAACAUCAUCGUGAACCACGCGACGGCGAAAUCCGACCAAGCAGCCGCGGAUCUGUGCCACGAGCUGCAGACGGCCCACGGCAGGGAAGAGUGCAAGAAGCUCGUCAAUGCAGCCAAGACGCACUUCACCAACCCCGAGACCGGCAAAGCGCAGCUCGACAUCCUCAUCCACAAUGCCGCGCUCGGCUACUUCGGGCCGUUCGAGGGCGUGACCGAGGCCGACUUCCACACGUUGUACACCGUCAACGUCCUUGGUCCGAUCGUGCUGACGCAGGAGUUCCUGCCGCUCUUGCCCACGGACAGGUCCGGUCGGAUCAUCAUGGUGUCCAGUAUAAGCAGCGCGGUCGGUGUGGAAGGCAUGACGGUAUACGCCGGUACCAAAGGCGCGUUGGAAGCAACAGCGUGCGUCCUGAGCCGCGAACUGGCGGAACGUGCCACGGUUAAUAGUAUCUGCCCCGGCGCAGUGAUAACGGACAUGUACAGCGGUGCUUCCGAGGAGGUCAGGCAGACGCUCGCCAAGUGGAACCCCGUCACUUCGUUGGGAACAGUGCGUUCGUUGGAUACCCCCGAGGUGCAAGAGCUGGGGAAAAAGCUAGGUGGACGACCAGCAUAUGAUCACGAGAUCGCGGGGUUGCUAGAUCCUUCCGAGGUAUCCAAGGCAGUUGCCGGACCAGGUGCUCCACUCCAGCCGGCCAACGUAGCUGCCAAUACAUCCAACGGCGGCCGGAGUUCUCAACAGCAACUUCCUAAGAAAUCACAUAAUGGAUAA
Molecule: messenger RNA, 885 nt
Organism: Daldinia caldariorum
Lineage: Eukaryota; Fungi; Ascomycota; Sordariomycetes; Xylariales; Hypoxylaceae
Product: 3-oxoacyl-acyl-carrier-protein reductase
Exons: 4
Coding region: 1-885 (294 amino acids)
Molecular function (GO): oxidoreductase activity, acting on the CH-OH group of donors, NAD or NADP as acceptor
Source: RefSeq, a predicted model, not a curated record